Messenger RNA from Phytophthora infestans T30-4, 756 nucleotides. RefSeq lists its product as uncharacterized. Gene Ontology annotation, cellular component: plasma membrane. The record is from RefSeq and is a predicted model, not a curated record. The transcript has a single exon. NCBI's taxonomy places the organism in Eukaryota, Oomycota, Peronosporomycetes, Peronosporales, Peronosporaceae. Bases 1 to 756 code for a protein of 251 amino acids.
AUGGUCCCGCUUUGUGUGCUCCACGUUUACGGGCAUUCUCGACCUCCGGGUGAUUUUCCUGACCACCUCGACAUUGAACCUGGUGUCCUUGCAGAGUUUGCGAUCAUCUCAGGUCUCGUGGGUUGUCUCUACGGCUUCCGACUCCUGCGUUUGAUGAUUUUUCUCUGUGGCUUUCUCGUCACUGGAUUGUUGAUGGCAACAGCGCUUGAACACGUUUUCGGGUUGAAGACGUGGGUUCUUGCAGCUUCCUGGAUUGGUUUCGUCGUCAUGGGAAUUGCUGGCGGUUGCGUCGCACUGGCAUUUUUCCCAUUAGGUGUGUUUUUGGUGGGAUCAAUUCUGGCCUACACGCUCACUUCGUCACUGCCGUAUCGUUUGCUCCCGGGUGAAUCCAGCACCGUCCUUGACGGUGUUGUUGUGGUACUGGGUGGCAUGCUCGCAUGGCUGCUAGUGCGGCCAUUUGCUAUUGCUGCUAGCAGCCUCAUGGGCUCAGUAGCUGCAGUGAGGGGUAUCGGCUACUUCGCUGGUCGGUACCCCAGCAGAGACGACGUCGACCGCUUCCAUUCGUACGUGAUGAGAAGCAGAGAACCUUGGAUCUACGCUGUUCCAGGAGCCUGGUGGGCGUAUCUGGCUGCAAUGCUGGCGCUACUGGCUGUUGGGAUGAUCAAACAAUGUCAUGACGUCGAUAAAGAACGAAGCCACAGUCGCAUUGGUCGCUACACUGGCUGGCGAUCCAUGUCAAACAUCCCAAUUCCGUGA